Molecule: messenger RNA, 2814 nt
Organism: Cyprinodon variegatus (sheepshead minnow)
Lineage: Eukaryota; Metazoa; Chordata; Actinopteri; Cyprinodontiformes; Cyprinodontidae
Gene: epn3a
Product: epsin-3-like
Exons: 11
Coding region: 439-2244 (601 amino acids)
Biological process (GO): endocytosis
Cellular component (GO): endosome; plasma membrane; clathrin vesicle coat
Molecular function (GO): clathrin binding; phospholipid binding
Source: RefSeq, a predicted model, not a curated record
UCUCCAUCCAUUUUUUUUUAACUUGGUGUGUUUGUGUGUCUGUCAUCUGCAGAUUCACUGCGUGCGUUUGAAAGAUGCGCGCACAACUUUAGUUGGAAAACACUUAUUAGUGAUCAAUUUGCCCCGAUUGCUUCCCUUCUCUCCCCCCUGCGCUUUUUUAAACAGCCAUACUAGUUUUUUUCCUGUCCGAGUAGCAGCUACGGGAUAUGCAGAGAGGCGGGGACCUUUCUCUUUCCACCUAAAUCCUCCCCAAGUUGGGACCCUGCUGACGCGCAAUGACUUGAAGCAGGACAGCAGUUGUUGACAUCGCUGAAGUUGCCAAGUUGUGUCGACUGUCCUGCAUUUCUCUGCGGAACUGAAAUUCCCCCUCACCCAAAAGCACUGGACUUUCUUGCCUUUUAUUCUCCCCUUUGCCGAAAGUGAAACAAAGCAGUCACCAUGCAGAGUUCAUCGCUUCGCCGGCAGGUGAAAAACAUGGUCAAUAACUACACGGAGGCAGAGAUCAAGGUCCGGGAGGCCACCUCCAACGACCCCUGGGGACCCUCUGCAUCUCUCAUGUCUGACAUUUCAGACCUCACCUACAAUGUGGUGGCCUUCACUGAAGUCAUGGGAAUGAUUUUUAAGAGGCUGAACGAUCACGGCAAAAACUGGCGCCAUGUUUACAAAGCAUUGACACUACUGGACUACCUAGUCAAAACGGGCUCUGAGCGUGUGGUCAAAGCCUGCCGGGACAACAUUAUCACCAUCCAGACGCUUAAAGACUUCCAGUACAUUGACCGAGAUGGACAUGACCAAGGUAUCCAUGUCAGGGAGAAGUCUAAGAAACUGGUGGCUUUGUUGAAAGACGACGCCAAGCUGAAGAGCGAAAGGAGCAGUGCACAGAAGACUAAGGCACGGGUGGGCAGAAGCAGUGCUGGAUACUCAAGACGCUUCAGUGGGGAUGAUUUCAACACAUGCGGAAGCUCAUCAUCAUUCAGCCCCUCCGUUGUUGCCUCCACUUCAUCUCAUCUUGAUCCAGACCUCGAACAAGCCAUACCAGCAUCUAGUGGAGAAGAGGAGCUGCAGCUGCAGCUGGCUCUGGCUAUGAGCCGAGAAGAAAGUGAAAAGCCACCUCCCACAGUGGAUAUUGAUGAACAGACUCAACUCCAAAUCGCAAUGAAACUCAGCAAAGAGGAGGCCCAGAAGUCAGUCAAACGUGCACCAGCUCCCGUCGUGGAAAUGGACGAGGACGCCCAGCUCCAACUAGCUCUGAGCCUGAGCAAGGAGGAACACCAACAGGAGCAGCUGAGCCGCAGAGGGGAUGAUACUGAUCUCCAAAAAGCUUUGGAGGAGAGCAAACGUGAAAUGGCUGGAAGAGGAGGGACCGCCUUCAUGGACCUGGUUGACAUUUUUGCAGUACCUGCAGAUGCACCACCCAGUGACAUUCGCUGGAAUAAUACUUCACAGCAGGCAGCAGCUGGAGCUACAGAUCCCUGGGACUCCCUGGAUAACAUCCCAAGAGCUGAUUCUCCCUGGAUGGUGCCACCUUCUCACAGCCCUCCACCACCGUGGGAACCUCCAGCAUACUCCUGGGACGGUCUGCAAGACAACGUCUCCAACCCCACAGCCCAAAGUUUGACAUCCGCAUCCUCUAGAGUGGAUCCAUUCUUUGCUUCAUCAAACAGAACGGCGGCCACAGGAGCAGCCAGUGAAGUUCCACCACGAAGAGGGAGCCCCUCAGAUGGGGACCUGUUUGACGAAGCCAUGGAUGGUGGUCCUGCGAGUAUUAAUGGUCAAGAAGAGGACAGCUCUGACCUGUUCAACAUGUCCGGUCUAAGAGACAGCCUCCCUAUCGCUGCGCCUCGAAAAUGCAAGACACCCGAGGCCUUCCUUGGACCCACAGCUGCUUCUUUGGUCGACUUAGACGCACUGAUUCCCAAAAAUCCCCCAGCAAAGACCACAAAUCCAUUUUUAGCAGGUCUCAGUGCUCCUUCAGCUGCCAAUCCGUUCCAAGCCGAGCAGCCGAAAGUCAGCCUGGAUGAGAUGAGCUCCAGCUUUGAAUCCUCGGUUCCCCAAACCUCCUCCCUGCCAUACAGUGCCUCACUGCCCUUGCCUACAAGCCACCAAGGUGCUGCCAUCCCUUCGUCCCUCACUCACCCCACUCCGCCUGGUCUGGAACUGCCAGUGAAGCUACCCGAGCCUCUGUUGCCCUUCUCCUCAGCUAGUAAUGAGGAUACACAAAUCAAUGUGAACCCAUUCUUAUAAAGACGUCCCAGAAACAAGACCAAUAUCAGCUAGGAAAUGGAGACAUAGUAGUGUAUGCUCUUGGAAUAAUACUCAUUCUGCAAACCAAACUGCAGCCCUAAAGACUUUUAUGAAAUGCGUAUUAUUAAUGGUUUUUAUAUUGUUGUAUAAAACCAGUAACCUUGUAUUGCAGCAAGCCAGUUCUACUCCUUCAAACAUCGAAUGGAAGCUGUUGAACUGUUAAUAAUGGGCUACAAAUUUAAAGAACAAAUACAAACCAGAAGCACACUUUGAUAUAACGUUGUUGUCUGUGACCUUUGACCUGAUGUCUUACAACAGGCAACAUGAAAACCAGUUCAGUGCCUGAAAACGCUCCUGCAACAACUCAUUUAACCCAUGAAGCUUCUGUGGACCAGAACUGAUUGGUUAAUUCCAUGUAUAUACAUUUUGACAAUAACUGUAAUGAAGAUUUUGAUUGCGCUUUGAUUUUUCCAACAUGCAAGAAAGCAUCUGGAAUGUAAAAGAAUUUGCUUGUGAAACACUAACUGAUCAAAUACAGCAGCACUACAACAACAGUUUUUUCGUCUUUUA